UAAAAGGAAAAUAAGUGAAUCUUUUCUGUUGGACUGAAGGCAGAACAUUUCUGGAAAGGAUUCAGAAAUGUUUGGACUUCUGCUGAUCCAGAACCGGACCUCAGUCGCCUCCUUCAACCAGGUCUGUAGAUCAGUUCUUCAUCCUCAAUCAUCCUCUUCCUCACCGGUGAUGCUGCAUGAAGCAGAGCAGAGUUAAUCCCAGCUGCUAAAGAAGGCGUGAUGUUGGUGUGUCGCCCCCUGCUGGUGACCUUGGCACUGCUCGCCUCGUUAGUCCGAGGUCAGAGCUGGAGGCCGUGCACAGACCUGCUUCCCAUUGACCUGCUCUCCAGAGCGUUACCCCGCCCAGGACCAGCCGCAGCCACUCAGGUGCAGAUGGUUCAGUCCAGAGGAUCUAGAGGUAUCAGACUGACCGGCUCGGUACCAACAGCUCUAAGUUUUACAUCCUCACACAUCUUCACCAACUGUAACUAUUUUCCUUCUGAGUUCUCAUUGGUUGCCACUGUAAAGAUACCAAGACUGAGACAGAAGACCAAUCAGUACAUCAUCUCUGUGGUGAAGGAGGAAUCUGCGUCAUUGUUGCUUGGGCUGCGUGUCUCUGAGAACCAUCUUCAUCUUCUGACCGCUGCCCCCGGUGCCGGAGGGAGAAGACGGAUAAGUUUUAAAAAUGUGGGAUUAGACGACAACAGAUGGCACACGCUGGUUCUGGCUGUGAGCGGUCAUUACGCCAUGCUAACCGUUGACUGUGGCCUACCUGUGGAACUUAAACAGGUCCAGUCCUUCCCCAGUACUCUGAACACUCAAGGGUCCAAGUUCUUCAUCGGCAGCAGGGGGCACUGGAGGGGUCGCUUCUCUGGUCUGCUUCGUCAGCUGGUUCUUCUUCCAGGCUCAGACGCCAGGCCCAGACUUUGUCCAAACUCUGAACCCAGUCUGGCAGAGCUGUUGGUCCCUCAGGUUCUCAAGUCCGCCCUCCUUCAGCCGGACCAACAGGGUUCAGUUUAUCCAUAUGAGGCGGAGGCCAGAGUGACAGCAGGAGAACGUCCUCCAUGUUCAGGACCAGAGAAAGGUCAGCUUUGGUUCAACGUUCAGAAGAAAGGUCUGUUCAUCUGUGACGGGACGACGUGGACGACGCUGCUUCAGAAUAAGGAGCGUCUGGACUAUGUGGAGGACUACCAAGACCUGUACACCCGCUCAGAAACCUUAGAUGUGGAGGUCUUCUCCAUCCCGUCUGAAGGCCUCUUCAUGGCUGCAGCCAACAAGGCCUCCCGACCCGGUUCCGGUAUUUACAGAUGGCAAAAUGGGUCGUUCCAGCUGUACCAGAACAUCAGCACCCAGGAAGCCAGAGCUUGGAAACAUUUCAAAAUCGAUGGAAAGAUUUUCCUGGUGGUGGCGGACAGCAGGAAGGCAGAGCCUGAGAUGUCAGUCAUCUAUCGAUGGAAUCGGCGACGGAAGCGUUUCCUUCUCUACCAGACUCUGGAAACUCACGCUGCUCAGGACUGGGAGGCCUUUCAGAUCCACAACAGUAGCUUCCUGGUGGUGGCCAAUCACAGGCGAGCCAGAGACUCCAACCAUAACAUCCAGAGUGUCAUCUACAGGUGGAACCCGGACACAAAGCUGUUUGAGGUGAACCAGACUCUGACUACGUUCGGCGCUUACGAUUGGGAGUUCUUCACCAUCGGGCCGUAUCAUUUUCUGGUGGUGGCGAACACGUUCAAUGGUCAGACCACCACCAUCAGCUCCACCAUCUACGUCUGGGUGGACGGAUGUUUCCGGAGCUUCCAGAACAUCACGACGAAAGGAGCAACGGAUUGGGAAAUGUUCCAGAUCGACGGCCGGUUCUUCCUCGCCGUCGCCAACAGUCAGCAGUUCUCCAGCCGGGGCCCGAGUCUCUACAACAUCAACUCCACCGUGUACGAGCUGAACAUGUUGACUCAGACCUUCAUCCACUUCCAGGACAUCCCGACUCACAGCGCCGUUGACUGGGAGUUCUUUACCAUUGGAGACGAGAAGUUCUUGGUUGUGGCCAACUCUCAUGAUGGCAGCUCGUACUCUCUGAACAGCGUUGUCUACAGGUGGCAGGGCUACGAGGGCUUCAUCUCUGUCCACAGCCUGCCCACCUUCGGCUGCAGAGACUGGGAGCAUUUCACCACUGACCAGGGCUCCUUCCUGGUCUACUCCAGCGCCACCUCCAGGCUCAGCAAGGUGUUCAGACUGAGGACUUACUGAGGGAACCACUGCUGACAGGAUUGCUGACAUCACAUCCCUGAGGGCGGGGCUUCAGGGAUCAGUGCUGCUCUGCUUCCUCAUCUCCAAGAACUACAAUGAAAAUAUGAAAAAAAACCAACUUUAUUUAUAUGAGAAGCACUUUGUUAAACACACUACAUGAAGCUGUACUGAGCGUUUGAUUGGUCCAAAACUGACCCAGAGUUCAGGGCUUUGCUUUGGAGACAUUCUGAACGUUCCUCUGCAGCUACAGAUGUUAACAGAUGAACAGGAACUCUGUCAGAACCAACAUGAACUCGGUCACCAGCUCUGGGCAUUAACUUCUGAAACAUUCACAAUGAGAAAGAAACAAGUCAUCAAUUUUAAAAUGGUAUA
Cyprinodon variegatus (sheepshead minnow) is the source of this 2595-nucleotide messenger RNA. It is a transcript of the gene tspear, whose product is annotated as thrombospondin-type laminin G domain and EAR repeats. The coding region runs from base 220 to 2223 and encodes 667 amino acids. The record is from RefSeq and is a predicted model, not a curated record. NCBI's taxonomy places the organism in Eukaryota, Metazoa, Chordata, Actinopteri, Cyprinodontiformes, Cyprinodontidae. The transcript has 16 exons. Gene Ontology annotation, biological process: signal transduction.